Phasianus colchicus (ring-necked pheasant) is the source of this 4840-nucleotide messenger RNA. RefSeq names its product alpha-L-iduronidase (gene IDUA). The record is from RefSeq and is a predicted model, not a curated record. Gene Ontology annotation, molecular function: L-iduronidase activity. NCBI's taxonomy places the organism in Eukaryota, Metazoa, Chordata, Aves, Galliformes, Phasianidae. Gene Ontology annotation, biological process: carbohydrate metabolic process.
UUACAGAGGGGGCUAAAACACCAUGUCCUCUCCUACUCAACUUGCUAAUCUCAAAGAGCUGACCAUAUAACUCUAGGAAGACAUCUUUCAGACAUCUCCAAACUUUUCAGUGCCUCUCAGCAGAAUGCCAACAAUUGCAUUCCGUUUCUAGCUGGGACUGAUCACUGGUGUUCUGGAGAAAAGCAAGAACCAGCCACGGGGAUCAGCACCAUGGAGCAGACAGUAUGUUUUUCUGCAAUCUGCACAGUUUGUUGGCAGAAGCCUGCUGUAGAAGGGAGAAACAGCAAGUUUUGGAAAAAAACAUGAGACUGCUCCACUGAAUAGAAACGUAAUGGACAGCUGCAGUUCAAGUACUCACUCCAUGGUCUGCUGAUGAAUGAAUGAGAAGGAGAAAGGAUAUCUCAGGGCUGACAAAGCUCACCAGAUCUUGGGGGAAAGUUGCAGUAGUGAAAUAAGCUGAGACUCAAAAACCAGCCAUCUGUGAGAAAAGGAGCACUAAGAUCCAUGCUGUUGAUGCUGGUAAGAUUCCAGUUGGGAUAUAUAUAUAUUACUGAUCAACAAAAUCUUUAUUACAUAACGUGUAUGCAAUUAUGAGCAAGAGGCAUUUAAACUGAAAAACCCCUUAAGCAAAUUCACAGUGCAUUGCUUUUCUCCAUGGUGCCCAGAUGCCUCCUGACAGACAAAGCAAAUGCAGUGGUCGGAGUUAACUGAUCCCUGUAAAGGUGACUGAUGUGUCUGUUCUCCCAAAACAUCUGCAGAGAUGCUGCAAGGAGAACAACUAUGACCAAACAGUUUACAUGACUCAUAAAUUACUCAGCUCUGGAGUAUCAUGCUGUCACAUUUCUCAUCUGCCCAGUUUGAGGCACUGGAUGAAUUUAUGCUGGGCGCAGCUGUCACUUAGGUGGGGAAUGGUCAGCCUAUACUUGUUGGAAAGAGUUGAUUCCCUGCUACUUUCCUUCCACUCUCCCACCAUUUCUUAUACUUGUGUGCCUCCUCAGGAACACCUCUGGACAAGAAGAGCUCCUGGUCUGUGCAAGGAGAAAGAAAAAGGCUGUUCCAAGACAUCCCCAGUGUCCUUUGUCUUAGAGCAUAAGCAAUGGGAAAUCUCCCAGGAAAACAUUUUCAACAAAAUCUUCUGCUGCGGCCUUCCCACUCUCCUAGCUCCUGGAUGAGCAAAAAUUCAAACGCAGUGGGGGAGAUUCCCUUUGGCUAAGGUCUGUAUCAGGGCUCUGCCUGACGGUCUCUAGAAUCACACCUAUAGCAAGGGGCAUAUCUGCUCAGUUCUGAAUGAAACUUUUAUGCUUUGGAAAACGUUUGCUGGAAGUUGCCUCUUGUAACCCUGGUGUUUGCUCUGCUCCUGGGAGAAGAUGCCGGGGAGUUCUGUAAAGUAGGCCACUGGGUAUUACCGAUGUAACCUGGCAUUUGGCCUGCAAAUGCAUCCAUGCAUAUGUUGAUCCAGUUGGCUACCUUGGCUUACUAACAGCAAUUCAUUUGGCCUCUUCUGGAGCAUCCCUGCAGAUAUUUUGGGAAUAGGGAACUCUUUUUGCUUUGGUUCCUUGACAUGGCAGGUGGCACAAGGGCGGCUGUGUUGAGCAGGAAAGACUUUCUCUUCAGAAAAUGUAUGUUGAAAAAUCUUGUUGUUUUCUCAGAUUAGGGUUGAUGCAGAACACCCUAAUCAAGUUCCCUCUCCGUCUCUCUUCUGGGAAGGGUUUUUGUCCUCCCUUCUGUCCCCCAGCUUUUCGUCUACUGUGGCUGAGGCAGCAAGGAGCACACCUUGGGGAAAACUGUCCGAAACUAGACUGGAGAAGACUUUCCCCGAGCUCUGACAGAUGCUUCUUUAAAACACCAACAGAGCCCUCUAGAGCGCUAACCCUGCAGGGCAAGUUUCCUCACAGCGUCUUCAGCUGCACGCUUCAGCCAUGGCACGGCGGUGUUUCAGCACUUUUUACAGCGUGCCUGAAAGGACGAGGCUUCCUGGAUAAACGGACGUAACUUUUCUUCGGCAUCUUGUCUUAAGAAAGCAAACUCGGCUUUUUGGCCACGCCGAAACGGAACACUCCGUUUCGGAAGCCCGCAGGCGGCCGCCCAGCACCCACCGCCUCACAGCGCCGCCGGGGCGGGGAGCCGCGGCACUCCCGCGGUGGGCGGGCUCCCGUCGUCGCGUCCGGGCUGCGUUUGUGGCCGGCGCCGGUUGGCGGUACGGAGCUCCCGCGCCGCCAUGCGGGUGCUGCUGUGGCUCAUGGUGCAGCUGGGCGCGGGCUCCGCGGCGUACGUAGUGCACGUGGAUGUCCGGCGAGCCGAGCGGCCCCUGCGGCACUUUUGGAGGAGCACGGGCUUUUGCCCUCCUUUACCUCACAGCUCUGCUGACCUAUUUGACCUAAGCAAAGAUCAAGAGAUGAACCUUGCAUACAUUUCUUCUGUUCCUCAUGAUGGCAUUGAACAAGUUCGAAUUCACUGGUUACUGGAAUUGAUUACUGUCAGAAUGAUGAAUGAGAAACUUUACUACAAUUUUACUGCCUUGGAUAACCUUAUGGAUCGUCUGUGGGAAAAUAAGCUUAUUCCAGGAUUUGAAUUGAUGGGGAAUCCUUCAGGGUAUUUUCUAAAUUUUGAAGAUAAAGAGCAAGUAGUAAGAUGGAGAAACUUAGUUACACUUCUGGCCAGCAGAUAUAUAGAUAGAUACGGAUUGGAGCAUGUUGCUAAAUGGAAUUUUGAAACUUGGAAUGAACCAGAUCACCAUGACUUUGACAAUGUGUCUAUGACGGUGAAAGGGUUUCUCAACUAUUAUGAUGCUUGCUCAGAAGGAUUAAGAGCAGCUAGUACUGAACUAAAAUUUGGAGGACCUGGGGACUCCUUCCACCCCUUUCCCAAGUCACCCAUAUGCUGGAGUCUUCUGUGUCAUUGCUACAAUGGAACCAACUUUUUCACAGGAGAGACUGGUGUAAGGUUGGACUACAUCUCUCUUCAUAAGAAGGGAGGUGGGCAUUCUCUCUACAUCUUGCAACAAGAAGUGGAAGCAGUUGAACAAAUACAGAAGUUAUUUCCAAAUUUUGCUUCCGUUCCCAUAUACAACGAUGAAGCAGAUCCAAUGGUUGGAUGGUCUGUUCCACAACUGUGGCGAGCUGAUGUGACAUAUGCAGCUAUGGUUGUAAAGGUAAUCAUCCAGCAUCAAAACUUACUAAUUUCCAAAGCCAACAACACCAUUAACUACACACUGUUGAGUAAUGACAAUGCCUUCAUGAGCUACUACCCGCAUUACUUCACACAGCGGACUCUGACAGCACGUUUUCAGAUGAAUAAUACAAAGCCACCUCACGUCCAGAUGGUGCGGAAACCAGUGCUGACUGUCAUGGGCUUGCUGGCACUGCUAGGAGAAAAGCAGAUUUUUGCGGAAGUAAACAGCAAUGGAGGUGAAAGCACUGAAAACAGCACCUUUGGUGUCCUGGCAUCUGUGCACACCCCAAGUGAGCUUCAGCCCUCAGACAGUUGGCAAGCUACUCUGCUGAUGUAUUCAAGUGAGGAUAACAGGACUUCAUCCAAUGUCAGCACCAUCACAGUGAACGCCACCCACUUCCCCAAGCUUAGAGAGCCAGUGUAUGUGAUGUAUUACCUGGACAACAACCAAACCAAUCCCUAUCUGAAAUGGAAAAAUCUAGGAAGCCCUGACUUUCCUUCCCCAGAACAGUUCCAGCGAAUAAGGGAUGUUGAGGAUCCAGUGGUAACAGGUCCCUUGCCUUUUCCUGAAAGUGGCACCUUGACACUGAAGCAGGACUUCCCUAUUCCAUCAGUCUUUUUGAUCCACAUCUGUUCAAGACCCAGUUCGGUUCCUGAUCAAGUUACUGGUGUUCGUUUCAUCCCUCUCACAAAGGGGCAGGUUGUUGUGCUGUGGGACGAUGGCUGUGUAAAUUCAAAGUGUAUAAAGACAUUUGAAGUUGAGUUCUCACCAAAUGGAAAAAUCUACAAGCGGAUUAAUGCCAAAGACACAAUAUUCACUCUGUAUGUCUACAGUCCAGGAAGCUCAGUCUCCGGCUUUUACAGGGUGCAUGCCAUUGACUACUGGGGAAAGGCAGGCCUGUCCUCUGUUCCUGUGGAGUAUGUUGAAGCUCUCAAGUGACUCUGAAGAGUGGUGCCUGGUUUGUUGACUGAGUGAUGUAUUCCUCCAGCAGAUAACAACUCCCCAGAAAAGUAAACUCCUCCCAAGCUAAGGGGGGAGUAUAGAAAGGACCUGAUAAAGCAAGUUAGGAACACAAGUUAGAAGAAACUGCCCCUAUUAACUCUUCAGAGCUCAAAGACAGUGUUAUCAAACAAUCACUGCUGACAACAAUUAUAGGACUGGCAUUCAGUUUGGUAACUAGAAAUUUCUGUUUGCUAUUUUACACCGAUAUAAUACGCAGAACAGACAAAUAUUUAUAAAGGUCACAAACUGCAGCAGGAGCAAUGCCAUCACUUUACUAUAUGAGUGAGGAAGGCAGUAAAAACACAAGGAGAACCUGACUGAAAGUGAGCUGCCUGCUUCAGCUGCCUGGCUAUCUUGACAUACAGAGUGAUAGAAGAGCAGACGGCAGCCAGACUUUCACAUACAGAUCACGAAGUGGAAGGUCCUGUCUUUCCCACCAGUUAAUCAUACAUGCUCCUGAGGGUUGUUUCAGAGCAUUUCUGCUCUCUUUAGAUGUACGACGCCUGCUGCUUUCUGCGUUUGCCUAAGUCACCUUCUUGCCUUUGUGGAAGUCUUUGUAUUUGUACAGAGCCAUCAGUUACUUCCUUUUUAGGGUGAAGACUCUAGCUCCAAAAGUUUCUCUUCCUCUCCAUUCCACUCUUACCUAAUCUCACUUUAUACAGCCCU